AUGUCAAACGCCACAGGCCUCCCCCCAGAUAACAACCCGGCAGCUUCUGUAAAUAGUGGCAUGAGCAAAGAAGCCUUUUAUGCUGUUGCCUGGACUGCCACAUGUCUCCCCCUUCCCUUUCUUCUCUUCCGUCUAGCGAUACGCAUCCGCUCAUUCAAGACUCUAUUUGUUGACGACGCGCUUGUCAUCGCCGCUUGGCUCAUGCUACUCGUUUCCACAAUCCUCUGGCACACGAAAGCAGGGACUCUAUUCUGGCAGCUCAGGAUAGUCACAGGCAAGGCUCCCCAGUCCCCCGAAUUCAUCUCUCAGUGGUCAAGGUUAUCAUCGAACAUUGUGGUUUGGAACAUACUCUGCCACACUUCCUUGUGGGCAGUCAAGUAUUCGUGUCUGGUCUUUUUUCGCAGGAUUUUAGGACCACAGGCGCCUCGAGCCAAGAAGAUAUGGUGCUGGGUGGUUGGGAUUCUACUGCUCGCAGGCUGGGUUAGCUGUGUGGCGAUUAUUGACUACAAGUGCAGCGCGAAUGACAUCAAGUACAUAAUGGCGCAUUGUGCUGGACGAAGCCACGUUGAGUACCAGUUUCGCACCUUUUACGGCAACCUGGCGGCCGACAUCGUCACAGACCUGCUCGUCAUGUCGAUCCCACUGUGGAUGCUCUGGCAUGUACGGAUCCAAUGGCCCAAGAAGCUGCUCCUCGCCGGCGUAUUCUCCGUUACCGUCUUCGUCAUGAUUGCUGCCGGGAUUCGCGUUGCUCUUGUAAGAACCUCGACGACCGGGGUAAAACACACAAGCAUUGACUUGCUCUUCAUAUGGUCCGAAGUCGAAAUGGGGGUCGCCGUAAUAGUGGCGAAUCUCGCCUCCUUUCGACAACUGUUUGUUUUCAGCAGAAAUCGAAACCCUUCUGGUGGAAAAGGGUACGAUGCCACCAGCAACCGUCAUCAUCAAUUCCAACCAUUCGAGUCCUCCAAUCCGUCUCUGCAAGGGAGGAAUCGGUCAGAAAACGACUUGAUCGGCUUAACUGACUUUCAGGCGCCACAAAUCUACUCUACGUCUCAGCACAACCCUACCGCUCCAGAUUCGGUCUACGUCAGUCACGCCAUCAAGGUUUCUAGCCAUGAGUGGACUCCAGAGCCGCAGGAUUCCAGAAGAUGUCACAAUUUUGUAUGA
Messenger RNA from Metarhizium brunneum ARSEF 3297, 1164 nucleotides. RefSeq lists its product as uncharacterized. NCBI's taxonomy places the organism in Eukaryota, Fungi, Ascomycota, Sordariomycetes, Hypocreales, Clavicipitaceae. The record is from RefSeq and is a predicted model, not a curated record.